This is a messenger RNA of Penicillium waksmanii, 480 nucleotides long. Its product is annotated as coiled-coil-helix-coiled-coil-helix domain-containing protein. Gene Ontology annotation, biological process: mitochondrial electron transport, NADH to ubiquinone. Bases 1 to 480 code for a protein of 159 amino acids. The record is from RefSeq and is a predicted model, not a curated record. The transcript has 4 exons. Lineage: Eukaryota; Fungi; Ascomycota; Eurotiomycetes; Eurotiales; Aspergillaceae.
AUGGCCGCCAGAGAACCUCGUUUCAACCAAGAAGUCCUCGUGGACACCACGCCCAUGCCGGACCACAUCCCUAAGGUCCAAGAGCUCGGCGCCACUUCCGCACCCCUUUUCAGCGCCGCCUACUUUAUCGGCGAGCGCUGCAAGGCCUACAACGAUGACUUCAUGAAGUGCAAGGACGAGGGCAAUGGCCGCGGGGAGCUGGAUUGCUUGAAGGAGGGCCGCAAGGUCACGCGCUGUGCUGCUAGCGUUAUCAAGGAUAUCAACACCCACUGCUUGUCGCAGUUCAAGGCUCACUGGGAGUGCCUUGAGAACAACAACCACUACCUUUUCGAGUGCCGCCGGCCUGAGAUGGACUUGAACAAGUGUGUUUUUGACAAGCUGGGUCUGAAGAAGGAGAUCCCCGGCUCCCCCGAGGGCCAGGUCCCCGUCCACCUGCGUCCCAAGCAGAAGUACGCCAUCUACCCGGGCCCCCAGUACUAA